This is a messenger RNA of Fusarium sp. VM40, 1482 nucleotides long. NCBI's taxonomy places the organism in Eukaryota, Fungi, Ascomycota, Sordariomycetes, Hypocreales, Nectriaceae. The record is from the annotation of a GenBank genome assembly.
AUGUCGGAAAGACUUCAAUCCACAAACCCGGCUGACGAAAUCCAACCCCAAACGACCUCUGAGAUGUCCAACCAGGGCCAGUUGUCUCCAGAGGAGGGAUCGAGCUCCAAAAAAGGACGUGGUCUACUUAAGGUUCCCUCGAGACCAUCAUCACAGCGUAACCAAUCGUCUCCAACAACGACCGGGUUGAGUGGGGCAACAGUGAGCGAUCCCCGGAACAGCAUCGGAAGCCGAUCGAAAGACUCCAAGGGUAGUCUCCGGGCGCGACGAAGGAACGGAAGCACGUCAAGCAACAGGACUGGCGGCGAGACUGAGCCUACAAACACAGCUGCAAACACCCAGCCAAACUCUCCUGUCGCCCCAGCCCAGAAGAAGAAGAGCCGUGGUGGUCUGUUCGCUUUCCUUGGAUGCUGUGGCACACCCGAAGGUCCAGCUGAUAACGGGGACAACAACGAAAACGUACACAAGCUUGACGUCCUGCCUCCGCGCCCAACAUCCGCCAGAUCGCGAACCAACACUCCCCAGGAGCAGUCCAAGACGGCUGCCGAGAAGGAGCCUCAAGUCCCCGUAUCUGCACCAGAGCCCAAGGACGAAGCAACUUCAUCAGGCACCGCCAACAACGAAAUCGCAGCGACAGAGCGAGAAAACAGGGAAUCGAAGCAAUCUGUUCCCCCUGCCGUCACUGUGGAGCCCCCUAAGCCCACAUUCGCAGAAGACGAGCCCAAGGUGGCAGACAAACCGGCUGAUAACGGUGACGUGGAUAUGCAGGAUGUUGCCACUGAAGAGCCAGAAGAGGCACCCAUAACUUCUGUAGCCGAUGCACCAACUCAAGCGACGAUACCUCCUCCUCCCCCAGGCCCAGGUCCAGCAGUUGUGGCACCCAGCCAAUUCACGGAUGCUGGCCCAUCGGCACCUGAGCCCCAGAAGUGGCUAUUGCCUCCUAUCGCACCAGAGCAUAAGGGUCGGAAAUGCCUCGUUCUUGAUUUGGAUGAGACUCUGGUCCACAGUUCUUUCAAGCAGAUCCUUCACCAAGCCGACUUCACGAUUCCCGUCGAAAUUGAGGGUAACUACCACAAUGUGUACGUGAUUAAGCGACCCGGUGUCGAUGAGUUCAUGAAGCGAGUCGGCGAACUCUAUGAGGUUGUAGUCUUUACAGCGUCUGUUUCCAAGUACGGAGAUCCCUUAUUGGACCAGCUUGAUAUUCACAAGGUCGUUCAUCACAGGCUGUUCCGCGAGAGCUGCUACAACCACCAAGGAAACUAUGUCAAAGACUUGUCCCAAGUUGGUCGAGACCUAAAGGACACCAUUAUUAUCGAUAACUCGCCUACCUCAUACAUCUUCCACCCACAGCACGCUGUCCCCAUCAGCAGUUGGUUCUCUGAUGCCCACGACAACGAGCUCCUAGACUUGAUACCAGUUCUCGAAGAUUUGGCAGGGCCCAAUGUGGCCGAUGUCAGCCUUGUUCUCGAUGUCACCCUCUGA